ACCGCUGCCCACCUUGACUCCUCCCCCUCAUCCCUGUGUGACUGAUGCGAGGCCCAGACUCCUCCUCCUCCUCCUGCAGCGCGUUCAGCUGUGUGUGACAGAGAGCCGGGCAGGACUGGGAACUGUCACCAAGGAAACCGGCUCUCAGCAAAAGCAUCCGCUCUGAGGUACUGUCGCUUCAAGCUAUUGAGCCGGCCCUUGGGCAUGGGAUGAGGACCGUCUGUGUGUUCUAAACCCGCCUCCCCCCCGCACUGUGUUGUUGAGCCUGAUACAAUGGCUUUGGAAAUAAAAGAUAUUGGACUUUGGAGGCAAACAAGAACCCUGUUGUACAAGAAUUAUCUGAUUAAGUGUAGGACAAAGAGGGACACUAUACAGGAAAUCCUUUAUCCCAUCAUCUGGUGGUUAAUUUCACUGCUGUGGGCCAGCAUGGUGGAUCAGACCAAGCAUUAUGAAGCAAUGCCCAAUACUUUUAUUGGGGGGCUGGAUGGACCCAGUUCUUGGAAUCUAAUCAUUGGAUACACCCCAGAGUCCAACAUAACUCAGCAGAUUAUGGCCCUGGCUGCAUCUGAAUGUUAUUUCACAGAUUUAACAUUCAAGCCUUAUCUGGAUGAAGAGCACAUGAAAAGAUCGAGUUCUUAUUUUGAAAAGCAUUUUGUUGGUGUGGUAUUUGACAAUGCCAUGUCCUACAAGCUGAGAUUUUCUGUGUAUUCUGUCCCAGAUUCCACACUUUACAUUACUCCAAGAGCAGAUUGUCAUCUGUGGAACUGUGAAGCCACGGAGUACUUUUAUUCGACAUUCACCUAUUUGCAAGCGUGCAUUGAUUCUUCUAUAAUCAAGAUGAAGACCAAUUAUUCUGCUUGGGAGGAAUUGAAGACGACUCGGGCAGUUAUUAUGGGGGAGAAGGAAGUGGUGGUGGUUGACACAUUCUAUAAUUCUCUUAUGUCUGUGUUUCUGGUGAUGGCCUUCUCACCGCUUGGAUACUCCGUAGCAUUUUAUGUUGUGUUUGAAAAGGAAAAGAAGGUGAAAGAGUUCAUGAAGCUAAUGGGACUCCACGACACGGCUUUCUGGCUACCGUGGGUUCUCCUAUACACAGGCUUAAUUUUGGUCAUCUCUCUGGUCAUGGCAGUUGUUGCAACUACGUUCUUCCCUUUCAGCAAAAGCAACUGCUUCUUGAUUUUUCUGCUGUAUGCUCUCUAUGGGAUAUCCCUGGUUCUAUUUGCUCUCAUGCUGGCUCCACUGUUCAAGAACUCUAAACGAGCAGGCGCCAUUGUGUUCCUUUCAACACUGGUCUUGGGAGCUGUGGGCAUUUUCAUUGUGCUCAAAGAAGACUUUCCAAAAUCAUUUGUUUGGUUUUUCAGCCCUUUUUGCCAGUGCACAUUCAUGAUUGGUAUAGCCCAGGUCGUGCAUUUAGAAGACUUUCAGAGGGGAGCCCAGUUCACACAUCUGAAGGAUGGUCCAUACCCUCUUGUAAUAACAUUUAUUUUCCUAGUCGUGGACAGUGUCAUGUACCUGCUUCUGGCUACGUACCUGGAUCAGGUUCUACCAGGUGAAUAUGGUCUUCGACAGUCACCAUUUUUCUUCCUUAAACCUUCUUACUGGUCCAAGAGGAAAAAACGCUACGGGGAGCUGAAUGAAAGCUAUUUUGACCGAACCAUAGACCUGAGUGAGAUGAUGGAACCAGUGUCUACAGAACUUCAUGGGAAAGAAGCGAUCAGGAUUUGCUGCAUUUGCAAGUCUUUCAGGAAGAACAACAAGCCAAGAAAUGCCCUUCAAGGUUUGACCUUUGAUAUAUAUGAAGGUCAAAUAACAGCACUGGUUGGCCACAGUGGCACAGGGAAGACAACACUCAUGAAUAUUUUAUGUGGGCUCUGCCCGCCAACUGAAGGUUUUGCCACUGUUUAUGGUCACAGAGUGACAGACAUAGAUGAGAUUCAAGAAGCCAGCAAAUUGACUGGAAUCUGCCAACAGACUGAUAUUUUUUUUGAUGUUCUCACGGUGGAAGAGAACCUUCACAUUUUUGCCUCCUUGAGGGGAAUUGAUGAGAAGACCAAGGAGCAAGAGAUCAAUGAGAUCUUAUCUGAUUUGGAUAUGCAAGCUCUGAAGCACAACCAUGCCAGAACUCUCAGCAUUGGCCAGAAGAGGAAACUGUCUGUGGCCAUUGCUGUUCUGGGAAACCCCAAGGUUCUGCUUCUGGAUGAACCCACUGCAGGCAUGGACUCAUGCUCUCGGCACACUGUGUGGAACCUGCUGAAGAAACGGAAGGGAAACCAUGUUACUGUAUUCAGCACUCACUGCAUGGAGGAGGCGGAUAUUCUUGCAGAUCGUAAAGCAGUGAUUUCACAGGGCUCACUCAAAUGCAUUGGUUCCUCGCUGUUUCUCAAGAGCAAAUGGGGUGUUGGCUACCGUUUAAGCAUGGAUAUCAGAAAACCUUGUGACGUGGAUGCUCUGUCUUCACUCAUUACACAGCACAUUUCUGGAGCAAGUUUAAUGCAGCAGAGUGAGAACUCAUUACUGUAUUCAUUGCCGCUAAAGGACGUCAACAAAUUCCCAGGUUUGUUUUCUGCCCUGGACAGUGGAUCAGAUUUGGGAAUAAUCACAUAUGGAGUGUCUGCCACCACUUUGGAAGAUGUCUUCUUUAAGCUGGAGACAGAGGCAGAAAUUGAUCAAACAGAUAAUGGAAUCUUCAGUCAAAGGAACCAGGAAGAUGAGGGUAAAUGGAAAUCUAUGGAAGACAUAGAGCAGGGAUUGCUGGAACUGUCACUAGAAUCAUCGCCCUGUUCGGUGAGCGGUUCAGCUCUAUGGAAGCAGCAGGUUGCAGCCGUAGCCAAGUUACAUUUCCGUAAUUUGCAUCGGGAGAGUAAAUCUUUCCGAUGUAUGUGCUUGUGCCUGUUAUUCUUCCUAGUCCCACAGGUGACUCUGUAUCUCCUGGACCUGUCCUACCACAAGUCGCUGGCUCCCAUCAGACUCUCUGCAGAAAUGUACUUUGCCCAUCCAAAGCUAAAAAUCCACAAGUUUCUCACAAGCCUUCUGCUACAGAACUCUACCGGUACAAAUAUCGAUGAGCUCAUUGGCAACCUGAAUAGUCAAAAGAUAAAAGUUGACUUGAUCAAUGGAAGUGACUACAUGUCGGCAUCUCCCCAUAAUGCAGCUCUCAAUGUGUUUCUGUCUGGAAAGCAUUAUACAUAUGAAGCUGUUUUCAAUGCCUCCAUGGUGCAUUCGCUGCCUGUUCUCAUCAACACAAUCAGUAACACUGUGCUCAGGCAGCUUGGUGUGAAUGAGAGCAUUGAAGUCUGGAAUAGCCCCUUUUACCAGGACUUUUUACACGCAUCCAACGGAUUAGAUUUUUGUUUUUUCAUUGCGUAUCUGGGAAUGAUGACAGGCAUUCUACCGUAUAUUGCUAUGGAAAACGCCUAUAACUAUAAGGUAAAAGCUUAUUCUCAGCUGAAGAUGGCCGGCCUAUACCCAUCAGCUUAUUGGGUAGGACAAGCUGCAGUGGACAUGCCUCUUUUGUUUCUGAUGCUGCUUUUCAUGGUCGGAAGCAUGCUUGCUUUUAAAUCUGGAAUUGAUCUCCAUGCUGGAACAGUGGUAGCAAUGGUAUUCUGCCUCAUAGGCUAUGUACCUGCAGUUGUCCUUCUGACCUAUGUGGUUUCUUUCACUUACAAACUCAUCAAUGACACCAGGCAGUGGUGGUCCUUAAUCUUUGCAGUGACAGCUUCCAUUUCCAUCAUUAUUAUCGAGGGGGCAAUCUUCUUUGCAACCAGUGUUGCGGUUACAAGACUACAUGUGCUCUUCUCCAUACUUUUCCCCGUCUAUCCACUCCUAGGCUGCCUUACCUGCUUUAUGAAGAUAUCAAAGAAGUUGGAUCACAGUGAUGUGAACUGCCUAACUCAGCUUGGAAGGCUCUUGGUGGCAGUGUUUGCUCCUUACGUGCAUUCUCUGAUUUUCUUCUUAAUCCUGCGAUAUCUGGAGAUGAAAAAUGGUGGGCGAUCCAUAAGGAAAGAUCCAGUUUUUAGAAGCCAAAUAAAAAAAACAAAGCCCUGGAAGUUUGCUGAAGUGCCUGAAGAUGAAGAUGAGGAUGUGAAGGUAGAGAGAGCGCGGGUGGGUGAAUACAUGGCACCAGACUGUAAUGAGAAGCCAAUGGUGUUAGUUAGUGGCUUGCACAAAGAACAGGAUCAGACUGGUAAAACGAUUCUUGGAAAAGCAAUGAGGAAACUUGUAGUGAACAACGUAUCCUUUUGUGUGAGGAAAGGAGAAACACUGGGGCUGGUAGGACCAAACGGAGCUGGAAAAAGUACCCUGCUUAACAUGCUGGUGGGACAGAGUGAUCUGAAUGCUGGCCAGAUAUUGAUGGGAGAUCCAGCUGCAGGCGAGCCAGGCCUCAGCCCACCAAGGUUUGUGGGAUAUUCCCCACAAACAAACUAUUUUUGGCCAGAGAUAAAGCUUCAGGAGCACCUUGACACCAUCGGAGUCAUCAAAGGCAUGAGCAGCAACGUUCUGAAAGAAGUAACAAGGAGAAUAGUUGAAACCUUGGACCUGAAGGAACAUCUCCAGGAGCCAGCUAAGAAGCUCUCAGUUGGUAAUCAGAGAAAGCUGAGCUUUGCACUUAGCAUGCUGGGUAAUCCUGAUAUUGUGCUUCUAGAAGAACCCUCCAUGGGCAUGGAUCCCAGAAACAAACAGAUUAUGUGGAAAGUGAUUAGAACUACAUUAAAGGGCAAGGAGCAUGCAGCUGUGAUUACAACGCAUUCCAUGGAAGAGGCUGAAGCCAUCUGUGACAGGGUUGCAAUUAUGGUGUCCGGCCAGUUAAGAUACAUUGGCUCUGUCCAGCACCUGAAGAGCAAGUUUGGGAGAUAUUUCUCACUGGAAUUAAAACUUGAUACAAGAGCCAGGAAUCAGAAUGUGGAGCUUCUUCACAAGGAGAUCCUGCAAAUAUUUCCCAAUGCAAGUCACCAGGAGAGCUUCUCCUCUCUGAUGUCUUACAAAGUUCCUAAGGAGGAUGUGGAGUCCCUUUCCCAGGCAUUCUCUGAACUGGAACAAGUUAAACAAAUGUAUAAUAUUGAAGAAUACAUCUUCUCUCAGGCAACUCUAGAACAGGUAUUCAUUGAGUUAGCAAAAGAACAAGAGGAAGAAGAUAACAUUGCCACAAUGAACAGCACGUUGUGGUGGGAGAGAAGACAGGAGGACAGGGUUAUUUUCUGACUGCCACACACACACACACACACACACCUAUCAAGCUAUCUAUGAAUGUUGGCUAAUGGGAAAAUGUAUGCUGAUAUCCCUUUCCCUGCUAGAAGGGCCAGGAAUGCCUUUCAGAGCAAUAGGUUGCUGACUCUCUUUGGCAGCUGAAGGAUAUGGACUUCUCAUGCCAGAAAAGUCAUGGAGUUGAGGUUGGUUUGAGACAUAUUUUGUGGGCAAUCAUUCUGCGCUGCUACCCUUAUGUUUGAAUGACAAUGCGGCCUCGACUGAGGUAGGAGUGACAGACAGAAAAAAACUUUCCUUAAGAAGCAAUACCCAAACCUUUCCUGAGCCUUGGAGCAAGAUGGUUCUUCAUUAGAACAUAGAUAACAGUGUGACCACAUGAUUGUUUUGUGCUUUUCACAAAUCCAAAAAGUGCACUGGAGACAGGAAAUUUCUCUCAUUUUCCUCUUGUGUUGUAGGUAAAUGUUUCCGGUGAAUGGAGCUACAGAUAUACAAGUGACCUUUUAUCUUAAGCUAAAUUUCCCAAUUGAUUUGUACGUCCCAAGCCUAUAACCAGAAGCAGUACAGCACUACGUAAUGCUAAUGUGGCACAGUUAACACCUUUUCAUGAUAUUUCAUGUACAGGAGACAAAAGGGAACUGCUGUGUUUAUGUUUAAUGUUUUAUUGUUGAAUUAAUUGUUGAAUGACACCACUGUUACUGUUGCUCUUCUGUUGGUUAUGAAUGAAAUUUGAAGUAUUUAAAAGUAAAACAUAGUAUUGAUUGCUGGAAGAUAAAGUAACAUCUAUUUAUAAGUCAUGUUUAUUUUUUGCUAUUUAAGAAGCUAUUGAGUUUGCUCUCCACCUGAAUGAGAAGUGAGGCAUGAAACUGAAUAAAUAUGUAGAUACUUAUGAAAAAUUA
This is a messenger RNA of Xenopus laevis (African clawed frog), 6095 nucleotides long. It is a transcript of the gene abca5.S, whose product is annotated as ATP binding cassette subfamily A member 5 S homeolog. Gene Ontology annotation, cellular component: late endosome; membrane; plasma membrane. Gene Ontology annotation, biological process: lipid transport; transmembrane transport. The transcript has 39 exons. NCBI's taxonomy places the organism in Eukaryota, Metazoa, Chordata, Amphibia, Anura, Pipidae. The record is from RefSeq and is a predicted model, not a curated record. The coding region runs from base 274 to 5196 and encodes 1640 amino acids. Gene Ontology annotation, molecular function: lipid carrier activity; nucleotide binding; ATP hydrolysis activity.